Molecule: messenger RNA, 790 nt
Organism: Frankliniella occidentalis (western flower thrips)
Lineage: Eukaryota; Metazoa; Arthropoda; Insecta; Thysanoptera; Thripidae
Product: vesicular glutamate transporter 1-like
Exons: 3
Coding region: 65-775 (236 amino acids)
Biological process (GO): monoatomic anion transport; transmembrane transport
Cellular component (GO): plasma membrane
Molecular function (GO): transmembrane transporter activity
Source: RefSeq, a predicted model, not a curated record
UAAUUUAACAAGCGUUUCUUCGCUGUUUUCAGGAUGGCUGUCCACCCGCCAGGUGCUGUGGAUCAUGGUGUUCGUCGGCUUUGCCGUCAACUACAUGGUCCGGAUCAACAUGAACAUCGCCCUGGUCGCCAUGGUGUUACCCCCGGUCCGCAGACUGUCCGCUGACGUCCUCCUGAACGGCUCGCAGCCGGAGCCCGCGGGCACGCAGUGCAUCGCUCCGAGCCUGUCGCCCGCCCUCGCGCUGUUCCUCAACGAGUCCGCCACCGAGGAGGACCAGGCGCUGAUGGACCAGCCGCAGGCGGACGAGCCGUCCGGGAUGCACCUGGAGGCUCGCCUGGAGGCACCGCAGCGCUUCGACUGGAACGAGCACGAGCAGGGCAUGGUGCUGGGGGCCUUCUUCUGGCUGUACUGGUCCACGCAGGUGCCGGGCGGGGUGCUGGCGCAGCGCUACGGCACCAAGCUCGUGUUCGGCCUGGGCAACCUGGUGCCGGCCCUGCUGGCCUUCGCCAUCCCGGCCGCCGCCCGGACGCACUACGGCGCGCUGCUCUUCAUCCGCCUGGCGCAGGGCUGCAUCUCCGGCUUGACGUGGCCUGCCAUGCACGACAUGACCGCCAAGUGGAUCCCACCCAACGAGCGGAGCCGGUUCGUCACCGCAUACCUCGGUGAGCCAGCGACCAGUCCCCACAUUUGCAUCUUCUGUAAUACGUCAUUUUUUGGUGGUGGAAUUUUUUUUCUCACCACCAUCGUUUUCGAGAUUAGAGGGCGUUUUCUUUAGACGCAGUGAUGUAGU